Molecule: messenger RNA, 5004 nt
Organism: Mugil cephalus (flathead mullet)
Lineage: Eukaryota; Metazoa; Chordata; Actinopteri; Mugiliformes; Mugilidae
Gene: sik1
Product: salt-inducible kinase 1
Exons: 14
Coding region: 340-2754 (804 amino acids)
Biological process (GO): microtubule cytoskeleton organization; protein phosphorylation; intracellular signal transduction
Cellular component (GO): cytoplasm
Molecular function (GO): tau-protein kinase activity; ATP binding; protein serine/threonine kinase activity
Source: RefSeq, a predicted model, not a curated record
GGAGGGAGAAAGGAGGAGGAGGAGGAGAGGAGGAGUUCCCCCAGCGAGUGCCGAAGCCCUCUGCUCUGCAUUCCGGCGGAGCUCAGAGGCACACACCGGCCGCAGCCCAGUCCCGGGCCCAAAGACUUGUUGUCUAAAGUAAAGACGAGAGGAAAAAGUUGCUCCGCGCGUGUUUUCCCGCAUUAUUCCCAUUAUUAUUUACGCAUUUUGAUCCGGAACUCUGGUUGUGGAAUGAUUUGCGUUUCGUUUGAGAUCUAUCUGAACUGCGAGAGAAGGUGGUUUAUGUCUUUUUAAGGUACCAGCCUUAAUUCAUCCCAACGCUGUAACUCCUGGUGCAACAUGGUGAUCAUGACAGAGAGCAGCCGGGUGGCUCAGUCCACCCCUGCCCAGGGGAGGCCCCUGCAGGUUGGCUUCUAUGAGAUCAUCCGCACGCUGGGGAAAGGAAACUUUGCUGUAGUGAAACUGGCCAAACACAAAGUCACCAAAACGCAGGUGGCCAUUAAGAUCAUCGAUAAGACCAGGCUGAAUCCCUCCAACCUGGAGAAGAUCUACAGAGAGGUGCAGAUAAUGAAGCUGCUAAACCACCCCCAUAUCAUCAAACUGUACCAGGUCAUGGAGACCAAAGACAUGUUGUACAUCGUGACAGAGUAUGCAAAGAACGGAGAGAUGUUCGACCACCUGACCUCAAAUGGCCGCAUGAGCGAAGACGAAGCACGAAGGAAGUUCUGGCAGAUUCUUACAGCGGUGGACUACUGCCAUCGACACCACAUCGUCCACCGCGACCUAAAGACCGAGAACCUGCUGCUGGACGCGAACAUGAACAUAAAACUAGCUGACUUUGGGUUUGGAAACUUUUACAACGCAGGAGAGCCUCUGUCGACAUGGUGCGGCAGCCCACCUUACGCCGCCCCCGAGGUGUUUGAAGGGAAAGAGUACGAGGGGCCUCAGCUGGACAUUUGGAGCCUUGGUGUCGUGCUUUACGUCCUCGUCUGCGGCUCGCUUCCUUUCGAUGGACCCAGCCUUCCUGCGCUCAGACAGAGAGUCACGGAGGGGCGAUUCAGAAUUCCUUUCUUCAUGUCGCAAGACUGUGAAAAUCUGAUCCGUAAGAUGCUGGUGGUGGACCCAGCCAAGAGGAUCAGCGUGGCUCAGAUCAAGCAACACCGCUGGAUGCUGGCAGACCCGACGGCCGUCCACCAGACCCUCAGCCAUUCCCUCACAGAGUACAACUCCAACUUGGGUGACUACAGCGAGCCUGUGCUGGGCAUCAUGAACACCCUGGGGAUCGACCGCCAGAGGACUAUCGAGUCUCUGCAGAGCAGCAGCUACAAUCACUUCUCUGCUAUUUACUACCUGCUCCUGGAGAGGGUGCGGGAGCAUCGGACGCAGCAGCUGAGCCGCCAAACCUGGAGCCAGAGACCCAGGAGCACCUCCGACUCCACCGGCCCAGAGGUGAUCAUGGAGUCCACCGACAGCUUUAGAACGACAGCGUUUUCAAUUCCAGCCAAAAACCCUCCUCCCGUGUACCCGGAGGUGGAGUGCGACCAAGGCGGAUUGUUCCAGCGGGUGGUGUUUCCAGUGGAGGCCAGCCUGAACAGAUUGCUCUGGAACCGCUCCAUUUCACCUAACAGCCUGCUGGAGACGAGCAUUAGCGAAGAGGUGCGACCGAGGGACCUGGAGGAGGAGGAGGCAACGCAAAGUCUCGGACCCCUGCUCCCUCCCGCCACCACCUCCCGCAGACACACUCUGGCUGAGGUUUCGGCCCGUUUCCACCAGUGCAAUCCUCCAUGUAUAGUGGUCAGUCCCUCUGACGGUGCCUCGUCUGACAGCUGUCUGAAGUCUUCAUCCAGCCCUGCCCCCAGUUUGCAGGCUGCUGUGGGCGAGAUGUCAACACUUCUGGCCUCAGGGGCCGAAGGCGGAGCUCUGCUGCCUGCCGGAGCCCCUCUGGCUCUCUCCUCGCACCUCCUGCCCCAGGCCCAGGGCAGCCUGCCCGCCGCCAGCUUCCAGGAGGGUCGCAGGGCCUCCGACACCUCCCUCACGCAAGGCCUCAAAGCUUUCCGACAGCAGCUGAGGAAAAACACACGCACCAAAGGUCUCCUGGGAUUAAAUAAGAUCAAGGGCCUGACGAGGCAGGCCGUUCCUCCACCCUCCUGCAACCGCGGCAGCAGAGGGUCGUUGGGCCCAGCCUUCUCUGAGCACCGCAGCAUGCUGGAGGAGGUGCUGCACCAGCAAAGGAUGCUCCAGAUUCAGCACCAAGCUCAGCCUCAGGUCCAGGCCGCCCAGACGGGCCCUACCCAGAAUCCCCUGCUCUUUCUGGCACACCAACAGUCACCGUCUCCUCCACCUACCACCGUGUUUGCUUCCUCUCCCCUAUUCGACGCCAACCCGACCCAAACCGCCCUGCCUCCUCAGCAGGCCUCGGUGGGCCUGCAGCACGGACCGUGGCAGCAACCCCUGGAGACGUCCUCCGCUGGCUGCUCCCCGUCCUCCUCGUCCUCCUACUCCUCCACCCUGUCCCCCGUGGCCUCCGCUGCCUAUCUCCUCGAGGCCCGUCUGCACAUCAGCCAGCAACCCCACCCGCACACCUUCGCCGGCUACCAACAGCAGCUCCACUCUUCGACGCAAGGCCCCUUCACCAUCCCGCCCAAACCGGGGAUGUGGAGCAUUGGCGCGGCCUCCCGCGCAAAUCCAGACAUGCAGGAGCUGGGCCUGUCCGGACAGCAGCAGCAGCUCAGUAGCUGCGUGAUGGUGAAGUAAAACUUCCAGCCGUCGAUUGUUCUCUCCGCGCAACGCGGUCGGAGCAAAAAAAUGACUUGACGUUGAGUCCAGUGAGAAGAUUUGAGAAAGAACAAAAAAAAGCAGUCAAAUUUACUCUAUAUUUAACAACAUGAGGUACACAUGUGACGAUGUGUCCGAACACGUGUUUCUGAGAUCAUAUAAGCUAAAGACUAAGCAAUAACCAAACUCUGGACGGGGCGUUAAAUCCGUAUCAAACAGCCAGAGAAGCAAUAAUGACUGAAAGACUCUUCUCCAGUUCUCUAUUCGACUUGAAUGAAACGAGAGCUGGAGCGAACCGACAUUUAUUUCUCACUGAUGCUGUCUAAGUUAGCUCCUUCUUCCUCUUUCUACAUAUUGUUAAAGUUCUCAGUGAUUUUCUUCACUCGCCUGGACAGAAGACCAAAAUGAUUUAUUCCCCCCCCCCCCCCCACUUUGUUCGCCUUUCCGAAGAGACGUUUCUCCGUAGCAGUGCAAUGGACAUGCAGCAUAGUGCCCUAAGCUUACAGACGUUCACUGAAGGAGUCGAUUUGUAUUGAAACUGUGAGUUGUUUUUGUCUUUAGCUACGCAAACGCUGCUUUUACCUCAAGCUGCAAAAAAAAGAUUGCUACGCCCUCGUCAGCCAAAACAAAAUGAAGAUAGCGUCUCGCUGAUUGAGCAAAGCACAAGGUACAUCCGUCAGCUUGGUAGCACCUUACAUGUGUGGAUACGUCAAUCCAUAUUCCCUUCAUGUGAUGAGCACCUUCUCGUUAGAUGCUUUUACUACCUCCUCAGGCAACAAGGCAAACAUUUGGAAACUUCAGAAUCAGUCACAAAAUAUCAGAGGAAAUUUUUUUUCUUUUUUUUUUUUUCACAAGGACAGAACAAAGACUGUGGGAACAGUGCAAUAUUUUACUUGGGAAUAAGACGGAAAGAUGAGGAGCCACAUAACACGGUCAAAAUAACAUGCAUAAUUGCCUGAGGUUUGUCUGUUUUCACCUGUAGUAUGUUUGACCUUGCUGUGCUAGCUAGCUGACUAGAAGAGGUACUCGUUCUGUAACACAUGAUGCUGUAGUGACCUAGAGGAAAGCCUCAAGGAACUUCAAUGUGCUGUCUCUUCCUGCAGCGUGCUUGUAGUUCUCGAAAAAAAAAAAACUGUAAAGGAGGAUUUUGGGUUUUACCAAAGAGCGAACAGCACAAGAGAUGGGUGAUCUAUCAAAGACACACUACUGACGUUUCACUUUUCGAAUGCUGUCUCAAGAUGUAGCACGGUGGUUAGCUGCCAUUUUCACACAAUCUCCUUAGCUUUUUGUGAGAAAAACUCCCGCUGCCACCAAAUCCUUACGCUACGUGUGUGUUGUUAUUGAUAUCUCUAGCUGUUACUAUCAGGACCAUGGUAGUAUUCAUUUUUUUUGUACUUUUGUAGAAAAAUAAUAAUAAUAAAUAAAAAAAAAAAAUCUAAAAUAAAAAGUCAGAAGAUAGCAAUACCAUAUUGUGCGGGAAGUGGAACUUUCUUCUGUUGCCCAUAUGUGGGUAGAAAUAGGCAGACGUGACCCGCAGUGAGAUGAUUGAUUUUGUGCAGGCAGUUCAGAUGACGUAUUACAAAGCUACAAGACAUGUGUAAUAGUGUUAGUUAGUUAGUUCUACCAUAUCUGUGAAACAUCUUGUAGGGGAGCAGUGUUUAUUUUUUCCAAAUCUGGAUCUACUUGGGAAAGUGUUGAUAUUUCUGCCCAACAAUUUUAGGUUGAUUGCACUCACUACCAUCACCUGUGCCUUUAUCUGAACAAACUCCCGAUCCGACAAGAGCGACGCCCCUUUGAUGCUUUCUUUGACCCUUGAACUUGCUGUUUAAACCGUAGCAAGGUUUGCACUUUAUUCAUAUUUCUUAUUACUGUUUUUUUUUUUUUUUUUUUUUUUUGGUCUGUUUCUUGUGAUGUAAGAAAAACAAAAUCACAAAAUUAUUAACACUAAGACUCUUGAUGCAAAUCUCUGAGAGGACCCUUUUUGAUAAACUUUGGAUAAUAAGAAGUAUUUCAUGUUUUUUUUUUGUUUUGUUUUUUUUUGAUUUGUUACUUGACUGUAAACCUGAACACGUCUUUGUGUGUGCAUGUGUGUGUGUGUGUGUGUGUGUGAGUGUGUGUGCGUGGAUGGAACAAAACAGAAAGAGGCAGAGAAGGAGAGAAAAUGUUAGCUCAAGAGAGAUUGUUUAUUUAUGCGGCUAUUUAUUUAAAUAAAGUUCACUUCCUAAACAA